Messenger RNA from Theobroma umbraticum, 417 nucleotides. The record is from RefSeq and is a predicted model, not a curated record. Lineage: Eukaryota; Viridiplantae; Streptophyta; Magnoliopsida; Malvales; Malvaceae.
AUGGCGGAAAGCAUGAGUGAAUUUAUGGCACGUAUAGAAGCAAUGAUCAUGACUAAUGCAAUUUCAAAACAAAAAAAUACAGAUUUUCUGGAGGAAAAACUAAGACCUUACCCUCCAACUGUCAAUGAUGAAUCAAUGUAUGAACAUGUGAAAAAGGUUGGAGAAUCUUUGCUUGGGAAAUCGAAUGUACUCCUCAGUCCAAUGGUUAUGGGAGCAGAAGAUUUCAGUUUCUAUUCAAAGAAGAUGGCAGCUGCUUUCUUCAUGAUAGGAACAAAUAACGAAACACAAAAACCAAUCAUUCGAUUGCACUCACCCUACUUGAUUAUUGAUGAGGAGGUUUUUCCCAUAGGAGCAGCCUUCCAUGCUGCAGUGGCCAUAUCUUAUUUGGAUAAGCAUACUGUACUUAAAGCUCAGUAA